UAUGAUGAUGUCAAACGUGAUGCUGAUGCUACAGUUACAGACACGGCCCCUGUUGGCGCAGCCUCUCUGAUUCUCUCUUCCUCUCCGCGUCCAGCGCUGGGCUUUUUCAGACAAGUGCAUCUCCUAACCAGGUCACAUCUCAGCCACUACCCACUAUCCGACUGUCACCGGAGUCAGACCACGCAGGAAAAAGGCUGAGGAAGACGACGGCGUUUGCUUCGACUACCGCGGGGUGGGAGAAAAGGCAUUAAAAUACUGAAGAAGUGAAGACCCCCCAGGUCGAACCCAGACCACGAUGCGUGUCCCGGGCUGCGGGCGCCUGGCGCUGCCGCUGCUGCUGCUCCUCGUGGCGGCGGCCUGGGCUGAAAGCGACGCCAAAGGGAUCAAGGAGGGCGAGACCCCCGGCAAUUUCAUGGAGGACGAGCAAUGGCUGUCGUCCAUUUCUCAGUACAGCGGCAAGAUCAAGGACUGGAAUCGCUUCCGAGACGAGGUGGAGGAUGACUACAUCAAGAGCUGGGAGGACAAUCAGCAAGGAGAUGAAGCCCUGGACACCACCAAGGACCCCUGCCAGAAGGUGAAAUGCAGCCGUCACAAGGUGUGCAUUGCCCAGGGUUUCCAGCGGGCCAUGUGCAUCAGCCGCAAGAAGCUGGAGCACAGGAUCAAGCAGCCUGCCCUGAAACUCCAUGCAAACAAAGAUCCCGCCUGCAAGCCCUGUCACAUGGCCCAGCUUGCCUCAGUCUGUGGCUCUGAUGGCCACACGUACAGCUCGGUGUGUAAGCUGGAGCAGCAGGCCUGCCUGAGCAGCAAGCAGCUGACGGUGAAGUGUGAGGGCCCCUGCCCUUGCCCCACGGAGCAAGCCACCACCUCCACCACAGAUGGCAAACCAGAGACCUGCACGGGUCAGGACCUGGCCGACCUGGGGGACCGGUUGAGGGACUGGUUCCAGCUCCUGCACGAGAACUCCAAGCAGAAUGGCUCCGCCAGCAGUGGGGCCAGCCAAGCCAGUGGCCUGGACAAGAGCCUGGGGGCCAGCUGCAAGGACUCCAUUGGCUGGAUGUUCUCGAAGCUGGACACCAGUGCUGACCUCUUCCUGGACCAGAUGGAGCUGGCUGCCAUCAACCUGGACAAGUACGAGGUCUGCAUCCGCCCUUUCUUCAACUCCUGCGACACCUACAAGGAUGGCCGUGUCUCCACUGCUGAGUGGUGCUUCUGCUUCUGGAGGGAAAAGCCCCCCUGCCUGGUGGAGCUGGAACGCAUCCAGAUCCAGGAGGCUGCCAAGAAGAAGCCAGGAGUCUUCAUCCCGAGCUGCGACGAGGACGGCUACUACCGGAAGAAGCAGUGUGACCAGAGCAGCGGUGACUGCUGGUGUGUGGACCAGCUGGGCCUGGAGCUGACCGGCACCCGCACCAACGGGAGCCCCGACUGCGACGACAUCGUGGGCUUCUCGGGCGACUUCGGGAGUGGUGUCGGCUGGGAGGACGAGGAGGAGAAGGAGACGGAGGAAGCGGAGGAAGCUGGUGAGGAGGCCGAGGAGGAGGAGGGCGAGGCGGGCGAGGCGGACGACGGAGGCUACAUCUGGUAGACGGUCCUCGGGGGCCGCGGCAGGGGGACAGGCCAGCGGAGACCUGGAGAAAAGUGGGCAGUUUAUGAACGGACCCGGAUGGUACAGCCGGGAGGACCCCUGGCUUCAGCGGGAGAGUGGAGUGUGAGUGUGCACAGCACGCCUGUGGCCCGGACGUAGGAAUGCCUGUUUGUGUGUGUGUGUGUAGCAUGCACUGACAAAUGUGUCCUUGGUCCACACUGCUCCUGGCAGAGUGAGUCAUCCAAAGACCGGUGGCCUCCUUGUAGUUAUUUUCUUUCCAUUUGUUUUUAAGUAUGCACGUUCACACAUACAUACACCCACUGAAAGGUCAACAUUGAUGAAAUGCGGUGCCCCUCCACCGUGUCCCCGGCCUGCACCCCGCCCUGCCCUGACACCCGUGUCCUGAUUGACCGCCCCCAGCUCGGCCAGCCCCGACUCCUCCCGCCCCCGCCUGCCCUGCUUCCUCCCCCGCUGGGGUCAAGCUCUGGUCUGCUGGCAUGUCCCCAUUGCAGAGGGGAGGGGGGCCGAGGAGCUCUCUGCUGGCUGGGGUCUUCCCAAAGCUUGGCCAGUUUGGCUGUGACCGCCCCACCAGCCUCAUCUGAGGCCGGGACACCCACCCCAGCAAGCCCUUUCCCUUCUCAGGGCUCUACAGCACUAGAGAAACUUUCCUCGCCCAAGCCAGUGUGACCGAGGUGGCCGGGAAGGAGCUGGGGACACAAGCCGAGAAGCAGGGGGAGGGAAGGCCUGGCCGCGCUGCCCGGUGUGGCGCGGGGCUGACUGGCAGGGAGAGGCUGCCCCUGCAGGUGCAGGCGGGACAGCCCUGCAUGAAAGGCCCAGAACAGUCCAGCCUCUUCCCGUGGGUCUUAGGUGGAGGCCAUUCCCUUGGGGGCAGUGGGUGGUUGUUACGUAAGUGGGCUGUGCCUGGCCACUGUAGGUGCCACAUCUGCCCCUGUCCCCCUUGCUGGGGAGCCCUGGUCCCCUCUGGGAGCCUGAGGGUCAGGCAGCAGCAGGUGAAGAGCCUGGGUCUUUGCCGUAUGUGUGCCCCCACCUCCACCUCCUCUGACCCCUUCAUAAAUGCCCCCUCCUGUGCAGACCAAUAGAAAGGGUUCUUCCUGAGACUCUGUGAUGGAAGAACCGAGGAAGCCUGCAGCAGAGACCUUGACCUUUUUCCAUACCGCCUCCAAGGGGGAGGCGCUUCUGGCCCAGGAACGUUUCCAGCCUCACUCCUCAGCUCCUGGCAUUCGCUGGGUCCCCUGAGGCUGCUGUAGUGGAGGGGCUUCUCCAAGCUCUGAAGUGAGUGUUGUGACAAGUCGGGGGGGGGGGGGGGGACUGGGACAGCCAAGCCCUGAGGCCACACCUCACUGUUCCCCCAAAUCUCUUUACCAGGAGGGAGCUGGGCUGGAUGAGAAAGUCCCCAUCCCUCCCAACCUGCUGGUCCUCCCUCUUGAAGCAAGUCCUUCACCCUGAUGGUGAAGGAUCUUUUACCAAGGCUUGGGCCUCUGAUGCCCUUCAGUGCGUGGUGUGGGCAGUGUGUGUGUGAGAGAGUGUGUGUGUGUGCUUGUAUGCGUGUGCAUGUGCACACUCUGACACUAGGGGCCAUCCCUUGAAGCCUGGGAUAUGAGGAGGGGCACACUACGUGCUGGGUGGGGGGCAAGGUGAGGUUCCCCGCACUAGGCCCUGGUCCAGGUCUCCCCAGCUUCUGCAGCACCCACUGUGUCUGUUGGACUUGAUGGAAGAACCUCAUCCAGUCUGCCCCUUCACGCCACCCUGGGAUUCACAUCUUCCAGGUCUUCUCUUGGGGAAAAGAAUGGCACUCCAGUUAAGCCCCAUAAAAACCACUUUUCAUUCUGCAGCACAGGUUCUGAUUAUGAAGGUGUCACGCUGUUCCAGCUCCCCCAGUGUCUUGUGUCCCCGCUCUCCCUUCCCUGUCCUCUCACCUCUUCCCUCUGGUCCCCAGCUCAGCUCAGGUCAGGGAAAUGUCGUUCACGUUGGCCCUCUGCUCUCUGAGCAGCCCCUUCUGUCACUCGGAGCUACUUGAAACUUCCUGUCCUCGCUGGGAUUGAAGUCUGUCCGUCUCUUCCUCUGCCCCAGCUCAGGCUUCCGGAAUGUCCUCCUGGGGGCAGCGGUGAGGACGCUGAGGUGUUCUGGGGGGAAGAAGGGGCGCCCUUCCCCUCUCACUGUUGCCCUCCUCUCCGUUGUGGGGGGUACUCCCUCUGUGUCUCUGGGUCUCCUGGUUGUGCACGUUUUUAUGACCUUGUAAAUAUGUUGUAGAAGGAAAGCAAAAGGCGUUGAACUGGACCCUGGCGGACUCAGGAGUCCAGCCUUGCCCUGUCUCUGGAGCCUCCGCACUGCUAUUCACCCUACUCUUGAGACUGAGGCCCCCCAAAGCCAGACGGAGCAGCUCGUUCCCCGUGGGCUGCAGGCCCCCACGUGACCUCUCCUCGGCACGCUGCAGGUUGCCUUGUGAGCAGGGUUGCGGGUGGCUCUUCCUCAGCUCCUUGGAUUCAUGCCCUUGACCAAGCUGCCCACCACCCGGCCCCUCCCGUGUCCCUCUACUUGGAUGUCCUCUGUCCAUCCUGUCCCCAUCCCCCUGGUUUAUGCAGGCAGUGGAAUUAGGGCUGCCUUGAAAAGAGCUCAACCAAAAUUUUAAGUUUCUUGUGGGCCUGAAGCUGCCUAAGACCUCCUAUCCCGCGGGUGCCGGGAGAGAUGGGUGUGUCUAAGAUGGGGUAGGCUGGAGCGGGAGAGAACAAAUGUGCCUUGAGAGACCAGUCAAAGAGGGUCCAAGGGCGAUGGGGGAGGCAGCGCAGCGUGGAGCGGAGCUCAGGAAGGAGGAGGGGGAGGUGAAGCUGAUGAGAGUGGGAUGGGUUAUCCCGACGGCCCCUGUCGUCCCACUGGGGCUGUGACCUUACGGGGUCAGCGGUCACCCUUCUUUCCUCAUGCCAGCCUGUCUAGUUUUAGUGGGCAGGCCGCUCACUCAGCCUUUCGUGAGCUGCAUCUGCUUCCCAUUCCCCUCGGAGUGGGUGGGUCCAUUGGGAUGGACAUGGGAACCUCCGUUUCACCAAAGCCUCACCCUCAGCCCUUGGGGAGAAGGAACGGCUGACCUGCUGGCACCUGGCACCGUCUGCGGCUGUGGGCUGGCAGGGGUGAAAGGGAGGAGCCGCUGGGGGUGGGUGCAGAGGGGAUUCAGGGCAUCCCAAGGAAGUCCCAAGCAGAGCAAACUGCUUUAUAGCCUGAAGCUACUUAAACUAAACUGUGUCAUGUGCAAUAACUGAGCUUAGAGUUAAGAAUCGUGUUCAAGUGCUUGGAUUUCCGUCUGUGUAUUUAAGUGCUGAAACUGUAUCUCAGUAAUUUUAGAUGUCUUUAAAAAAUCGAAAAACAAAGUGUUAGCCCGUGUGUGCGCACUGAUGGGCACUCCAGCGUCCGGAGGAUCACCCCCUCCCACUUCCCGAGGCCCCGCCCGCACACCGAGCCCCGCCUCCACUCGGGGCCCUGCCUCCUGUCGUCCUUAUCUGCCUAGUACUCAGCCUAAGGAAAUCAGUACGCUCGCACAUGCAUAACGGAAAUCAAAUGUUAUUUUUAAGAAAAUGGAAAAUAAAAACUUUAUAAACACCA
This is a messenger RNA of Artibeus jamaicensis (Jamaican fruit-eating bat), 5194 nucleotides long. It is a transcript of the gene SPOCK2, whose product is annotated as SPARC (osteonectin), cwcv and kazal like domains proteoglycan 2. Lineage: Eukaryota; Metazoa; Chordata; Mammalia; Chiroptera; Phyllostomidae. The transcript has 11 exons. Gene Ontology annotation, molecular function: calcium ion binding; protein binding. Bases 296 to 1582 code for a protein of 428 amino acids. The record is from RefSeq and is a predicted model, not a curated record.